Molecule: messenger RNA, 1887 nt
Organism: Dioscorea cayenensis subsp. rotundata (Guinea yam)
Lineage: Eukaryota; Viridiplantae; Streptophyta; Magnoliopsida; Dioscoreales; Dioscoreaceae
Product: cytochrome P450 CYP82D47-like
Exons: 2
Coding region: 95-1678 (527 amino acids)
Biological process (GO): defense response to other organism
Molecular function (GO): heme binding; monooxygenase activity; iron ion binding
Source: RefSeq, a predicted model, not a curated record
UUUAUUCAUCCGUUAGUUACCCUUCUUCCCAAGUAUCCUACCUGUUAUAUAUUCCGAACAUGUAAAGCCUGAAAGUCAUGUAAGUAUCAAGAGAAUGAAAAUGGAUUUCCUGCAAAUAGCAUCAUCAAUGAUAGGAGGCCUGUUCACCAUCCUUUUCCUCUGCAAACUCUCAUUACUAAUAUCAAACAAAAUAUCAAACAAGAAAAAAUCACAUCUUCAAGAACCUCCACAACCUUCCGGCGCACUACCCAUCAUCGGCCACCUCCACCUCCUCAAACGCCGCCGCUCUUUAGUCCUUUACCUCGCCGACCUCGCCGACGAGCUCGGCCCCAUCUUCACUCUCCGCGUUGGCUCUCGCCGCAUCGUCAUCCUCAGCAACAGUGAGACCGCCAAAGAUUCCUUCACCACCUGCGACAAGGCCCUUUCUAACCGACCCAUCAGCACCAUCGGCGACCUCAUGGGCUACAACCGCAGCAUGAUCCUCUUCGCCCCUUACGGCCCUUACUGGCGCGCAGUCCGCCGCAUCGCCACCACCGAACUCCUCUCCAACUCCCACCUCAAUGCUCUCAGCCGCGUCGUCAUCAAAGAAGUCUACAUUUGUAUCAAGGGUCUCUUCUCUCAAUACACAUCCAAUAACAUGCAACCCAUCAAGGUUGAGAUGAUGAGCUGGUUGGGAGAUAUCAAUUACAAUGUAGUUCUUGAUAUGAUUGUUAGCAAACUAUAUUUCCGCUCUGGAAAUGGCGGCGUCGUCUCUGAGGACUUUUUCAAGUUCCGUAAGGCGCUCAGAGAUUUUGUUCGGCUCGUCGGAGCUUUUAUCCCCGGUGACAUGUUCCCUUUUCUUAAAUGGUUUGAUUUUGGUGGAUAUAAGAAGGUAAUGAGAUCUGCUUUCAAAGACAUAGACUCUGUCUUGAGUGCUUUGCUCGAGGAUCACAAGCAAAGAAGGCUUUUUAGAAAAGAAAGUGAUGAUCUUGACUUCAUGGACGUCGUGUUAACAGCUAUGGAUGAUCCCGAGUUCUCCGAGUAUGAUCAAGAUACCGUCACCAAAGCUACUUGCCUGAGUAUGAUAAUGGGUGGGACACAUACAACAACGUUAUACUUGAUAUGGACGUUGGCGUUGCUGCUGAACAACAGGCCGGUGAUGGACAAGGUGAGAUCGGAGAUAGAUGAAAAGGUUGGGAAGGAAAGGCUUGUAGAACAGUCUGACAUCAAGAACCUUGUUUACUGGUCGGCGGUAGUUAAAGAGGCGUUCCGGCUUUGCCCUGCUGGAGAACUAAUGGUUUCUCGUGAAGCAUCUGAGGAUUGCCAGAUCUCUGGAUAUCAUAUCCCCAAAGGAUACUAUGUUGCAGUGAAUGUAUGGAAGGUGCAGAGAGAUCCAGUUGUAUGGCCUGAUCCAUUGGAGUUCAAGCCUGAGAGGUUCUUGACGACCCAUAAAGGCAUUGACGUGAGAGGACAGCACUAUGAAUUGUUGCCAUUGAGAGCAGGGAGGAGGGCAUGCCCUGGGGGCUCCUUCAGCAUUCAAGUGAUGGAUCUGGUUAUGACUCGCCUGAUCCAAGCCUUUGAUUUGGAGACUCCUGGGAAGGUGCCGGUUGAGAUAAACCAGUCUUUGGGUUUGCUGAAUGUCAAGUCCAUGGAAGUCAUGCUCACACCUCGGCUUUCUCCAACGCUUUAUGUAUUAUGAGGAACACAAAGGCCUGCAGUUUAAAAUUAACAAUGGAUAUAUCAUGUGAUUGUCCGUGUUAAUUAGAAGGACUAUAGUGCAAAUUGGGAGAUGAUAAUUUCAUGUAUGAUUUUAUGUGUUUAUGUGCCUUUGAUUAAUUAGUAUAUAUCUUGUGAGCUCCGGUUCUCUUUGUGAAUAUAUGUUGGCUCUAUGAGCUGGCACAAGAUGAA